AUGGGUAGUAUUCACAAACUCACCGACGACGUGAUCAACCGCAUUGCAGCCGGUGAGGUGGUGCAGCGACCCAGCGCGGCCCUAAAGGAGCUGCUGGAGAACGCGAUCGAUGCGGGGUGCAGCCGUGUGCAGGUCGUGGCGGCGGAGGGUGGGCUCGAGGUGCUGCAGGUGUGCGACGACGGGAGCGGCAUUCACAAGGAAGACCUGCCGCUGCUGUGCGAGCGCUAUGCGACGAGUAAGUUGCAGACUUUCGAGGACCUGCACCGGGUCACCUCCUUCGGCUUUCGCGGCGAGGCUCUUGCGUCUAUAUCGUACGUGUCACGAAUGACAGUGACCACACGUCGCCGCCAAACGUGCGACGAGAGCGGCAAUGGCGCGUCCGGUGCAGGCUCGUGCUCAUUUUCCACUGCUGGAGCAGCGGUCGCGUGGCGCUGCCAGUAUCUAAAUGGGACCCUCCUCGAGGACCCCCAGCCGUGCGCCGGCAACCCCGGCACCACAGUCCGCGUGGAGAAACUGUUCUACAAUGCCCUCGUGCGGCGACGCUCGCUUCGUGCCUCAGAGGAGUGGGGGCGCAUCGUGGAUGUUGUGUCGCGCUACGCUCUCGCCUUCCCCGCGAUCGGAUUCACCUGUUGCCGCGACAGGGCCUACGGCUGUGCCUCUGGCGGCGGCGGGUCUUCGACGGGUUCUCUGAGCCGGCUGGGAGGCGGCGGUAACGGCAGCAACUCAGCCGGUGCCCCCGCCAACCCGGGUGGUUCCGCUGCUGGCGGCCUCUGCUUCCCACCUCGGUCCAACACACGGCAGAACAUACGACUCUCGCACGGUACCCAGCUCGCCUCACACCUGCGCCUCGUGUACGCCUACAACGUGGAGACGGCGACGGCGCUGUCAUGCGGUGCAGAACCCGAUACAGACUCCGAACCCCUCGCGUCGGAGGUGGAGGCGGAGGACGGCGCGCUCAGCGCAGGUGACGAGCCGGGGCAGCUGCCGACGUCAUCAUCUGCAUCCUCGUCCACCCAAGCGUUGCCGUCGACGUUGUCUACGGCGUCCAGACAAAGUGCUGCCCGGGAGGCGCGUGUGUUUGCGCAGAUGGAGCAGCGGGCGCGGCGCGUGCGUGCGACUUGCGGCUCAGCCGGCGAGGGCCUCUUCACUCUCGUUGGCUACACAAGUGACCCCACGCUGGCUCAGCGGAAGCCGUACUUGUGCGUCUUUAUUAACCAGCGUCUUGUCGAGAGCGCCGCGAUACGCAAGGCGAUUGACGCCGUCUACAGCGGUGUCCUCACCGGUGGCCACCGCCCCUUCACCGUGCUUCUUCUCUCCGUCCCUACGGACCGGGUGGACGUAAACGUGCACCCGACCAAGAAGGAGGUGUGUCUCUUGGAUGAGGAGCUGAUCGUGUCGCGGGUGGCGGAGGUGUGCCGCGGGGCUGUGCUCGAAGCAGCAGCGGCUCGGCAGAUGGACAUGCUGAAGAUGCGCCACACCGCUGCCCUGGUACUGAGGCAGCAGUUGCCGAGCGCCGACGGUGUCGGUGCUGCAGACAACAGCGCGACAGCGGAGCUGAGUGGGAGCAGUAUCCAGCACAUACUGGAGAAGCUGCGGGAGCAGCAUCAGCGUGGUGCCCCGCUCGCCUCGCCUCUCACAUCGUCAUCCCUCACAUCCACGGCAGCCGUGGCGCCGGCGGGAGCAGGGGUUGGCGGCGUAGGACCGAACGUCGUGGUGGCGCCGUGCACGAUGGUCCGCGUCGAGCCACAGAAGGGGGCACUAGACAAGUACUUCUCCCAGCGACUCGCCGCAGCUGCCGCGCCGGCGGCGGCCACCGCGUUGGCACCUACCUCCUCUCCGUCCUCCUUGUCAUCGUCGCGCACCGCGCAAGAGAUACUGUCACGGGACUCGGUGCCCGACCAGCUCCGCGCAGAGGCGGAGGAGCCGCUGAAGGAUGGGGAUAGGCGGCAGGAGUCAGCGAUCCAGCGCGCAAAGAAAGGUGACGCUACCAACGGCCAGUCUCAGACAACUGCCGCUUACGAAGCACCGUCGUGGGAGGCGGUUAUGGCCUCCCUGCACGGGCAACGCGCGCCUGCCACUAGCACCACCACUGCCGCUGCCGACGAUGACAGCCAUGGCUUCCCUUUCGCGUCUCCUUUGCGGAAAGAGAUCUGCAGCGGCGAGAGCAACGACAUGGCAACACACGCAGUCCAGACCUCCCGUGAGGCAGUAGACAACGGCGGCGAGGGCAACGCUGGCCUUGCUGUUCCACAUGUGCUGCAGGUCACGAUGGAGCGCACAGCCAGAAGGGGCGCCGGCGGGGCGGACUCUGCGAAGGCACGCGCCGCGCUGCUUGAUGAGGAAAGUGCAGACGGCUGCGACAACGACGAAGACGAGGAUGACGGCAUGCGCGAAUUCAAGCGUCAUCGGCGCGAGGUGCAUGAACGAGCGCAGUUGCUGCAACGGGUCACUGGUGGAGCUGCCGCUGCUGCAGCGAUGGACGAGGCUGCAGUGGAGCACGACGCGAGCUCCGCGGCGAUUCUCUGUCCGCGUGAUCACGUGCGGCCGUCGUCAGCAGCAGAGGUGGAGAAAGCGCAGCUGGCCGUGGUGCACCUGGGCGCAGUGGUCCGAGCUUCGGACAUGCUACGAAGUGAAGCUGCCGCCGCAGACGCUUCGCACUUUUCGUACACCGUCGUCUCCUGCGAAGACAGCAACAUGGACGAAGAGAAGAGCCAGGCAGACGCCUCCACCAACGGUGCCCCAGCUGGUGUGAUGGCGUCGCUGGUGGACGUCGCCGAGGUGCCUGCGCCAGCGCUGCUAUCGAGUGUGUCCAUGAUUGUGGACCGCCUUCUCGCUGAAGCCAGCCCAACGGCGGACAACCUCGUCGAUCAGCUCUCCUUUGUGGGCACUGUGGACUCGCGUGCCUUUCUGGCGCAGGCGGGGACCACGCUGUUAUGGUGCGACACCAUGGCGCUGACGCGACACGUCGUCUUCCAGCGUAUCUUUCUUCGCUGGUGUCAGCCUGCGCUGCCGGCACCACCGGUCCUUGCAUUCGCCACACCGGUUCGGCUGGCGGAUCUACUUCUGCUCGCGUUGGCUUACGACGGGCCGCACCUGCAGCCACCCUCAGCAACGCUGUUGGCGGUUGUGGAGGAGUGUGCGAAGAAGCGGCAGCAGCAGCAGGCGGUCGUGGCUGGCGGUGGCGCGGCUCAGCUAGCCACGAGUUCUCUGACAACGGAUGCGGUUCGGCAGACGGGCGGUGCGACUGCGCGCGCGUGGCGAGAGGUACUGUUUAAUGCUGACAUGGAGAGCAAAACCCUGAGUCCCAAUGACCUGCACACCGAAAGCGGCGCUGGGGGCGUCUUUGCUGGCUCGGAGUCGGUGCUACCACAGCCCGAGGAUGCCACGAUGCGCUACGUGCGGCGGCUGGUGCGCCGUCUGUGUCGCUGGCGGGGGUUGCUGAAGGAGUACUUCUACAUUGACAUCACCGCCGACGGGUUGCUCGUUGGGCUGCCCUACGGACUCAACCGGCACUGGCCACCGAGGAUGCGGGCUGUGCCUGUGAUGGUGUGGCUUUUGGCGGAGGCGGUGCCGUACCCCGGCACUGCAGCUCCGUCUUCCUCUACAAUGAGCGGUGCAGCUGAUCAGACGGGCCCAACAAGUGCCGCGUGGCAGAGCAACGAAGGCCGAGGCGCAGAGGAGGUUGUCGCGUGCGUUGCUACGUCCACAUCACCGGCAACCUCCCUGGCGCCAACGCAAACAGAGGCGACGCCCACCACGACGCCGCAGCCCACCGCCAUGGAGGCAGAGGCGGACGGAGUUGCGCAGGAGGUAGCGUGUUUCACGGCGGUGGCGCGGCACAUUGCAGAGACACUGUACGGGCUUCCACCACCUCCUCCCAGCACACCGCCGACCUCUGCCGAAGGCCCUGAUACCGCUACGGCUGACGUGGCCGCAGGGGCGACCGACACGGCGUCUGCGGAGCUUUGGCGGGAAGAGCUUGUCCGGCACGGGCUCUUCGCGUGCUUGAAGAACCCCCAGCUCUGCCGUCUACCGGACCAGUGCUUGCGGGAUGGCACGAUCCAGUCGCUGGUCUCAGUGGAGUCUCUCUACAAGGUGUUUGAGCGCUGCUGA
Molecule: messenger RNA, 4113 nt
Organism: Leishmania major strain Friedlin
Lineage: Eukaryota; Euglenozoa; Kinetoplastea; Trypanosomatida; Trypanosomatidae
Product: putative mismatch repair protein
Exons: 1
Coding region: 1-4113 (1370 amino acids)
Biological process (GO): mismatch repair
Cellular component (GO): MutLalpha complex
Molecular function (GO): ATP hydrolysis activity; ATP binding; ATP-dependent DNA damage sensor activity
Source: RefSeq, a predicted model, not a curated record